This is a messenger RNA of Saccharomyces kudriavzevii IFO 1802, 1542 nucleotides long. RefSeq lists its product as uncharacterized. The record is from RefSeq and is a predicted model, not a curated record. The transcript has a single exon. Bases 1 to 1542 code for a protein of 513 amino acids. Gene Ontology annotation, molecular function: protein binding. Gene Ontology annotation, cellular component: cytoplasm; ubiquitin ligase complex. NCBI's taxonomy places the organism in Eukaryota, Fungi, Ascomycota, Saccharomycetes, Saccharomycetales, Saccharomycetaceae.
AUGGCGAGCAUGUCAAUGGACAAAAAUUUCGAAGAGCUGUGCUAUUCAUGUCGCACUGGUGAUAUCGAUAAUCUCGACCGACUCAUAUCCACAGGAGUAAAUUUGAAUGGAGUCGAUAAAUUUGAUAACUCGCCACUUUUUCUUGCCAGUCUUUGCGGUCACGAAGAGGUUGUGAAACUUCUGCUACAGAGAGGAGCCGUUUGCGAUAGAGACAGAUUCGAAGGGGCUCGUUGCAUAUAUGGUGCAUUGAAUGAGGCUAUCAAAGAAACCCUUCUAAGUUACGAUAUAUCGAAAGCCGUAGAUGUCAAGCAAUCCUUUGCUACCCAUGUUUCCUCCAUAUACAAUGAAGAAAGCUUUCUUAGCAGAGACAUUUCAUUUAGAGCUCCUAAUGGCCAACUAUUCACAGCACAUAGAUUUUUAUUAUGUGCAAGAAGCGAGGUUUUAGCAGAAAAGAUGACAAAUGAAUGGGCAAAAAUUGAAAUUGUUCCUAUUGAAGUCCACUCAGAUAUAUUUGAGAUCUUUCUGAAAUUUCUUUACCUAAUUCCAAUUCUGCAUCAAAUUGAACCAGGGCAAUACGAGGAACUCAUAAAAUUAUCUAGUGAUCUCAGUAUUGAACUAUUACCAGAAUUUUUAGAUAAAGCAAGGCAUAUUGCCGACCCUACGAAAAAGUCUAGGCUGAUGUCAGAUUACCAAUAUAAGUUUACCGAGAUUGCGAGAAACCAACUUUUAUUGUUCGUAAACAAUUGUAUUUUCAGUUCCGCCGUUGAUGUUGCUGAAGAUGAGCAGCAAACUACUUCCUUAAUGAACUGUCCAGCAUAUCCAGAUAUCCAACUCUCGGUAAAAAACCGAAAUGGAACUACACGAGUAUAUCCUUGUCAUUUAGCCAUUUUGAACCGUGCAAAGUAUUUUAAGGUAAUGUUCACAAAUAAUUUCAAGGAAAAACUUACAUACGUGAAGGCAAAAGAUCUUUCAGGGCACAAUAACGGAGUCGCUACGCAACUGACGCUUCCUAAUUGUGAAUUUGAAGUCGCUGAAAUUAUUCUUCGUUAUUUAUAUGCUGACAGUACGGACAUUUCAUGGAUGUAUGCUGUUGAUGUUCUACUGCUUGCAGAUAUACUUUUAGAAGAUCGUCUAAAAACGAUCACUUCAACAAUCAUCACCCAAUCGAAAGAGUUUAUUCAGGAGCAUAAUGUUUUUGACGUGCUCUAUUUAUCAUGGGAAAUAGGAGUCGAGCGCUUAGAACAAUUUGCAGCUAAAUUCAUAGCAAUGCAUUUGCAAGAGUUAUAUAAAGAUCCAGAAAUAGAGAAGGCCAUUUUGUUGAGUUCAGAACGAAUUUCACUCCGUCAGGAAACUGAUACUAUUGAAUUAGUGGAUGACAUUAGAUACUACUUACUCCGAAAGUACUCCUUUGAGCCAGAUGACGUGGAGCUAUUUCAAAACCAGGAUGAUUUAGAAUAUCUAAAAGAAGUAGGAUACCUUGAAUAUAGAAAAGAUAUGGAAAUGCUGGAAAGUAUUUUAACGGAUCUGGAACUUGAUGUAUAA